Tetrahymena thermophila SB210 is the source of this 2526-nucleotide messenger RNA. Its product is annotated as C2 domain protein. The record is from RefSeq and is a predicted model, not a curated record. The transcript has 11 exons. NCBI's taxonomy places the organism in Eukaryota, Ciliophora, Oligohymenophorea, Hymenostomatida, Tetrahymenidae. Gene Ontology annotation, cellular component: peroxisome.
AUGAACGAUUAGAGAUCAUCAUUAUUAGUUUCACUAAAUAACGUUGAGUUUUAAAAAGAUUAUCACUACUUCAUUACAUGCUAGUUAGAAAGUGAAGGAGAAAAAAGAAGAACAGAUAUCAGCGCUUGUGUUUCAAAUCCAGUAUUUACAGCAAGUACUUUUGUUAUACCAUUGAGAUAAUAUAGGAUAGAUUAUGGAGAGCGUAUUCAUUUUGCUGCAUUCGUAGUUAUGGAUAGAACUGAAAAUGAAUUAGGAAUUAAAGAUUUAGAUAAUAAGGGAUAAGCAAGAUUAUUAGGUGAAUGUAUUCUUGACAUGGGUCCUAUAACAGCUGCACUUUAAGAUAUUGGAGGAACAGGAGUUAGAUAAAGUUUAAAAUUCACUCGUAUAUCUGGUGAAAAAGAAGUCACUGUAGGAAGAUUUAUUGUCAACCUCAAGUUAGUUGGAGAGCAAGUGAUUCCAGUAACCAAUCAGUUGGAUAUAAAACCUCUAGAAAAAGAAGACAUAUUCCAUGAAUUACCUAAAUCUGAUCCAUUCUUUGAGUUUUCAUGGAGAGUUAGGGUUGAUAUUCGUUCAGCUACUGACCUCCCUUUAAAUAGAGUAAAUCCAUCUGGCUUGCCUACAACCUUUGUUGAGGUUGGAUGGACACUUUAUGAUAACGCAAGUCCUGAUGAUUUUGGCUUGUAUUUAACAAACUUUGUAGAAAAUAAUAGACAUCCCUUAUGGAAUUCACAGUUUUUAAUAUAGAAUCCAUAAAAAAUGACAGAAAAAGAUGGAUUUAUUUACAUUUGUAUUAAAGACAAGUAUGUCACUGAGCCUAUUGAAACAAUUUAUAUUCCUAUUUUCCCUUUAAGAGCCUUUGUACCCAUGAAUUUAGAAUUGGUUAGCUAAAGAGCAGAGUAUGAAGCGAAACCUAAAUAUUUUGUUUCUUUGACUUUAGAAGUACCUAAUACAGAGAGCUUCGUAGAUGCCUUAACAGAUGUAGUAGUUCAUAAUGUGCACUAUGAUCCUCUUCCUUACACUUAAAGAAUGUUCUUAAUGAUGACACUUAAUGAGUAUCACCCUCAAAGCACUCCAUUUGUGCAAGCCGAUCUAACAGGACCGUAGAACUUGGCAAAAAUUAUUCAAGAUAAUAGUUAGGAAGUGAAUGCAUGCUUCAUUUCCACAAUCAUGAAAAUUCCUCCAUACCAAACUGAUUAAACUUACAAAGCUGUUGCAGUUUUCACCCUGCCUAAAAGCUAUUUAGAAAAGAAGAUUUUAUUCUUUAUUGCAGGAAGAGAUGAUAGUAUUCCUUGCAAUCAUGCUAUGCCAAACGGAGUGGCAGGUGUUAGCAGCUUAGCAGAAGAUACUUUGAAAAAAGUACUUUUUGCAAGAGAUAAAAAGGGAGCAUUCCUACCUGUCAUGUGGAAAAAAGAUAGCAAAUUAUAUCCUGUUUUUUCAACUACAAAAUGUAUGUUAGAACUUGCUUGCUUUAAUUUGGAAGAUUAAAAGAACAUUUAGAUUAGUGAGGGUAUGAAGCAAUUAGAAGGACAAGAAGGAGGAAUCAGAACUUAAACUCCUGUAGAUACCAUAGCAGAUUAUAUGGGAGUUAAGAUGAGUGGAAAAAUGGGAAAUAAUGAAAAGUGGAGUUUUUUGGCUAAAGAGUUAUCUCAAAAACAAGAAAUUAUCCAUAGAAUGAUCAAAGAAAUAGAUGACAAAACUGAAUCUCUGAAAGUCACAGCUACUGAAAUAGUUGAUCUAAGAAGGUAGAUAAAAUUGCUUCAAAGCGAAAAUUCUAUACUUAGAAAAAGACUAAACCAUGACGAAUAACUCGAAGUGUAAUCGAUAGUAGCAAAAGAGAUUGCUCUAAUGAGUACCGAGGAGCUGAGAUAAAAAAUAUUAAAACUAGCUGCAGCUUACAGAGACGAGCGUAUAAGAACGGAAGAUCUCUAAAAAGCUCUCAAAUAAUCCUAAAAAGAUAUUUCUCAAGCAAGGUAAAUCGAGCAUGACUUUGAAAUAAUGACUAAAAAAUAUGCAGAUGCAACGAAAAAGAUUGUCAUUAUGCAGUAAGAAGUUUAAAAAACCUAAAUAUAUAAAGAAACCAUUAAAAAGCAAGAAAAAGUCAUCUAAAAACUUGAAAGGCUUAUAGAAUCUACUUUAAAAGAUACUCAAAAGGCAAGAGGAUUUUAAUUGGAGUUAGAAAAGCUAAAAACAGAAAAUUUAAAUUUACAAAACUAGCUUAAAGGAAAAACAAACUCAGGUGGAGAAAAUGUAGAAGCGUUAAAACUUGAAAUAGCUAAAUUAGAAAGAGUUAUUGCAGAUUUACAAAAUCAACUAAAUUUAAAAAAACCCCAAACAGUCAUGGAUGCAGAUUGGGAAAACGAAAAAGCAGAAUUCGAAAUUAAACUCUACAAAGCACAUGCUAGAAUAGAAGCACUUCAAGAGGAAUUAACAGAAAAUGCUAAAAAUUACGCUAAAGAAAUCGCAUAACUUAAGCUAGUUGUGGCUGAAAAGCAAGCAAUGUUAGAUACACUUACUCUAGGUAUUUGA